Symbiodinium sp. CCMP2456 is the source of this 6981-nucleotide messenger RNA. Lineage: Eukaryota; Dinophyceae; Suessiales; Symbiodiniaceae. The record is from the annotation of a GenBank genome assembly.
AUGCUGUUAGUUUUCAGAUGCCUGCCACUGUCGGUUUGGCCGACAGUGGUAGCGGAGCUCGGAAAGCAGCUGAGAUGGCUAGCGCCUCUGCAGAAGGAAACGCCGCCGGAGCGGCGACCCCGGUCCCAGGAGGCGAUGAUGCUGAUCUACGGAGGCCGAGAUGAUCUACAGGCCUUUGAAAAAUUCCUGCGCCGACGUGGUGCUGCCGGGCGACCCGCGGGACGACGCCAAGGUGAUGACGAGGAUGACGGCGAGGACGAGACAGGAGGUACCCGGUCGAAUGCCGGCCCGCCACCGCAGUGCGACGGGACGACACCCUUCCGGGACUACGAGAUCCGGGCGCGACUUUGGUUGGCGACUACCAAGGUGAAGGCGAGGGCCAGGGGCCCAUCACUUCUUCGGAGCUUGUCUGGAACCCCCUUCGACGACCUCAAGCAUUUGGCGAAGGACGAGGCAUGGAUGCAGAGCGAAGACAAUGGAACCAAGCUGAUUCAGAUGAUGAAUACGAAGGAGUUGUAUGGAGAGGACGAACGCGAGGAGAUGAUCAACACCCUGGUCAAGGUUACCUACACCCUUCGACGAGGGAAAACCGAAGGGUAUAAGACCUUCUUUGCCCGAUGGGACAAUGCGGUGAGGAAGCUCGGCGAGCACAAGGUGGACUUGCCCCAGGAGUACCUAGGCUUCUUGUUAGUCAUGGCGCUCCAGGUGACGCCCGAGGAGGUGAAGCUCAUGAUGAACUAUACCCAGGGCAAGUUGACCCAGAAGGCCGUGAAGGAGUGGAUAAGAGUACAAGAAGCCGACUUGGCUUGGGGAGCUUCCGGCCAGAAGCCCAAGAAGGUGGAUUCGGUCAUGAUGAUGGACGGGGCCACCGAGGUCUGGGGCGACACGAUCGAGGAGGAGCACGCCGACAGCGAGAGCAUGGAGAUCCUCCUAAGUGCCCUAGGCGACUUGGACGAAGCAGCCGACGACACGUCGGUGUCUACCUCUGAGGUGUUCGACGAGGAUGAGGCCAAGGAAGUCCUGGCUACCAUGGUCCGGGAGCACAGCAAGGGCGGCCCCAGGCGAUCCUUCAAGGCGGUGAACGACGCCAAGUGGGCGAAGGGCCUCGCAAGAGGCUAUGGAUCCCAAAGGGACCCCAAUGGGAGAUUCGGCCCAGCCAAAGGCCAGGAGCCCGUGAAGACUGGGCAAUCGUACAAGAUCUCCAUCGAGGCCUUGAAGAAGAAGACCAGAUGUGCCAAGUGCCACCAGAUCGGGCACUGGCAUAAGGAGUGCCCCAACCCGGCGAGGCCGAAGGAUGCUCACUACAUGGAGCACACGUCGGAGGAGGUGCUCUUCCUCCACUACCUGGACUUCCUCGACUCCAAGAAGCAGUCGGAGCCGGCCUUUGACAAGUCAUCGAGCAGCACCGCAAGUUUUCCUAAGGAGAUUUUGAGCCAAAACGGCCCCGGAGACCGACGAGGGCCCGACGCUGAUGAAGACGCAUGUGCUACCAUAGAUACCGGAUGUCAGCGUACUGCUGCUGGCAAGGAGACGCUAGAUAGGACCAAACAGGUGGCAUGUCUUCCCGCAAGCCUAGGCUCAGCAGUGCACUGGAUGAUCUUCGUCUGCAAGGCCCCGAGUAUAGUGUGCAAGGAAAUGAGGUUCACCAUCAGGAAGAAGAAUGUCCGGCCGAGCAGCAACUUCGGCCCGACGCCACAGCACCCUCUUCUAGGUCGCCUUCUAGCCAGCUUCAGCCCGCCUCGCAGCAUGCCGCCAGCGACCAAGCGCACCCGGUACCUGACCGAGGAAGAGAAGGCCUACCGUCGGCAAUUUCAUUGGCGGCGGAUGGUGCUGAGGAUCUUCACGGUGGUGGCCAACUCGGUGUACCGCAUGGUGGCGAACCACCUAGGCCUGCAGACGGACCGGCGAGGACUACAAGAGCGAGUGGUGGAGACCAUUCGGGCCCUGAGCCCCGCAGAGCUCGAGGAGGUCCAUGUGACGGUCGAGAGCGCGAUGAUGACAGCGAGCCUACAGGACGAGGACUGGGCCGUGGUGGACAACCGCGAGAUGCCGAGCUCACGGAAGCGCCCCAUGGAGGAGGAGGACUCCGGAAGGAUGACAGUCGACGAGUUUGCACCACCGGAGGUUCUGCUCUGCUACUGCAACCUGGAGUCGGUGCUGUUAAGGACGAAGAAGCGGGGCCCGAACCUCCAUCGAUAUGUGGCAACCUACGAAAAGGAAUGGGCCACCGCCACCCCAACCAGUGGCGUGGUCGAGCCCGGCGUCACCGAGCCCUGCAAGAUCCUUGCCGUCGAGCUUGGCAACGAUGUCUGCGAGGAAGUCCCCAAGUACCCCGGGGUCCAACAGCGUGGCCGGGACGGAUCUCAGCAUCAACAGCCUCCGGAACCCGGCGGAGAUCCAAUGCGGUUGCAUCAAUCCGGUCCGGCAGGGGACCGGCUCCAAUGCGUGGGUCACCCAGAUCCGAUGCGGCAGCUGCGGAAAGAUCCUACUGCGCGAGCCGACGGCCAAGGCGAAGCCGCACUAUGCGAAGAUGAACCGCGCGCCGCCAACUCCAAAGACUCUGCCACCGACACCGAAGCUACCGGGAGGAGGAUCUACGACUCCGCUGCCCUCGGCGGCUCCAGGAACCCCGCUGGCUCCGCACAUGUUCCAUGGCCCCGCGAAUCCGGCCAGCAGUUCCAGCGAGGCACCACCGAGGAACCAGCAGCCAUCCUCUACGAGCACCUCGAGCCGAAGGACCGGCCAGCCGAGCAGCCAGGGAACUCCAGAAGAUGCCAAUCUGGUUCUCGACGAGACCUCUGCCGAGUACCAGGAGCUCAAGCGAUUCAUGGAGGCCAAGAAGGCAGCCGAGAAUCAAGGCAGCCGCCGGAAGUGAAGCUCUCUGUGAGUAGCCAGAGGCAUAUGACAUCAAGCCUACGGAGGGCAGAACAGGUCUGGAAUGACUUGCAUGGAUGUUUGGUCAACGGAUCGGACCAACUUUGUGAGCUAAAAGAUCGGGCCGCCAGGGAUUACAAGAAGGGUCUUAGCAAGCAAAGACGUCAGGUUUAUACAGAGAUCUUUAACCUUAGCAACCACAACGUCUCCGAGACUACCAUGGAGCCCAAGGCCAAGAUUAGCUCUCGGCAAGUAUCAACAGACCAAUGCCUCAAGAUCCGGUUAGGCCAGAUGAUGCUUGGUUGUGAUUCAGCAGCCCGCCGAGUCAUGGUUCUCCCAAGGCAGAAUGCUAGGAGCCAUGGCGUCCCAACAAGUGGCAAAAGGAAGAACUACGUGGCCUACAAAGAGGCCAGUACCUCUGGAAGGCAGAAGUCGCUGGAUGGCGAGAUGGCGACGAUCAAGAACGCGAUGGAGGGCGAGAUGGUAACGAUCAAGGACGCGAUGGAGGGCGAGAUGGUAACGAUCAAAGACGCGAUGGAGGGCGAGAUGGUAUCGUCCAAAUCAAGCGGUGGCCAGAUCUCGGUCAGAGCCUAUGCCGGCAUGAUCCAUAAGCCCUACGACCAGAUCAAGGUGAAGGAUGCCGAGGAGGUGGUCAUGGAAGACUACUCGCACGACGUCUUCUACUUCGAUCCGGCCGAGCAGGAGGAGCUCCGGAAUCAAGAUGUGAACCUUGAAACCUACACCAAGGAGAUCCUACAUACGGAGGAGCCGGAGCCCGAGGAUGAUGCGGCAAUGGUUCCUGGACACUAUGGAGUGACCCGCGCCAUGGUCGAGGCUGAGGGCAAGUACAUUCUCAACGAUGGAAUGGUGGCCGUGGCGCAACACAAUGCCGAAACACUGCCGACACCGGGACCGGAGGAGGAGCACGGAAGUUUUCCCUGGAGGUCGAGCUGGACAAGAGCGGUGGACGGUUCCUGGCAGUGUCUAGAAGACGAAGUACGAUGGCAGGAGCUACCAGCUUCAGGACGACCUCUAACAGUACCAGGCAACGUCGUGAUGAUCUACCGGAAGCGGCUGGAUGGAAGGAAGGACAAGCGGGCCAACCACUUUCCCGGCAUGGGCCAAGUGACGCUGCAGCGUAUGGUCAUGAGGGCCCAUGAAGGCCUCGGACAUCCAGAGCCCGGGCGGUUCCUCCGGAUUCUAAGACACAGUGGCGUAAGCCAGGAAGCCCUCGAGAUCGCCAAGGAACUGAAGUGUUCGGUUUGCGAGGCUUAUAAGGUACCAGCACCUGUUCGUCAGGGAGCACCACCCAGGGAGGACCUCUUCAUCAAUGACCUGGUGGGAGUGGACACCGUGCACCUCCGAAAUCACAAGAACCAGACGGUGCCGGCCCUGAACAUCAUCGACUGGCACUCCCACUUUCAGCUGGUGGCGCCCAUGGCGGCGGAGACGGCCGCAGAAACCCGGAAUGCCUAUAGGCAAUGGGUUAGGUUCUUCGGACCUCCGAGGAAACUCAUGAUCGACCUCGGCGGGGAGUUCAAGGCGGAGUUCAGGAAGCAGGUGGAGAAUGACGGCUCGGAGGUCGUUCCAGGCCCGUUAGAGGCCCCGACUCAACGAGGCCUCACCGAACGGGCUGGAGGCGUUUUCAAGGACAUCCUCUACAAGGCCAUGGCGACCUACGGGUGUGACAGCUGGCGGGAGUGGAAAGAGUUGGUGGACGUUACUUGUCAUUGUAUGACUCGGAACAGGCUUCUUCUACGAGGCGGCUACUCUCCCAUCCAACGAGUCAUCAGCUACUCGCCGAGGAUCCCAGGCGGUCUACUACAAGGAGGUGAACAAGAUGAAAUGGUGGCGGAACUUCAACACGUCGGCGACACAGAUGCUCAUAGGGCGACGCGGAUGAGGAAGGCGGCAGCGAUGGCCUUCCACGAGGCGGACUGUGACCAAGCCCUCCGAGCAGCCGCUCUUGCAGGACGAAGGCAACACCAAAAUAUUGAGAUCGGCCAGGCGAUCUACUUUUGGAGACGCGGGGCCGGCACAAACAAGAAGAUGAGGCAAACCUACUGGCAGGGUCCGGGCAGGGUCGUCAUGACCUCACUGCCCAACGCGGUCUGGAUUGCCUACCAAGGAGGACUCGUCAAAGCAGCACCGGAAAGGACGAGACCGGCGACCGAAGAAGAGACCUUGUCCCUCUCAGGAUGGAUGCGCGGCCUAUCUCAGGCCCGCCUAGCCUUCGAGAAAAACCCGAGAAGGAACUUUGUCGACCUCACCAAGGACACCGACCUCAUCGACGGCGACGAGGAGCAGGCCGAGGAAGAGGAAACCCAACAACGGGAGGAAGUUCUUCCCGCACCGCCCGCCAAGCGCGUGCGGUUCAAGACGGACACCUACGUCCGGGCGAGCCGGGAAGGGAAGGAGGCGGAGUCUACCGCCGGGAUCGGCGACAUCCUGACCGAGCUGGCGAAUGAGCAAAAUAGCGGCAUGGAGGUCGAGCAGGACGAGGACGGUGACACCAUGAUGGAGGCACCAAGAGAAUCGGAUUCGAAUGACCGGGAAGCCAAGCGCGGCAUCGAGGAUGCCGAGCAACCACGGGAAAAACGGAGUCGUGUGGAGCUCCUGGAGCUUUACCACAUGAACCUGACGACUCUGGCGAAACAACGCCAGAAGAAGGAAGCCCGGCCGAAGGACUUCGAAGGUGGCGAUAGGGAACGGCUAGAUCGGGCUAUCCUCAAGGAGGUCAACAAUAACCUGGAGACCGGCGCCUAUAAGAUCCUCUCCCUCAAGGAGUCCCAGGAGAUUCUCCGGAGCAAGCCCGAGAAGGUCAUGGAGUCCCGCUACGUCCUCACCAAGAAACCCUUGGAGCCGGCAGACAUAGCCAAGGCCCAAGCCGAAGGACUACUACUUGAUGACAGGCAGCAUGGACCGGUGAAGGCUAAAUGCCGUCAUGUCAUGAAGGGCUUCUCAGAAGAAGCGGCCUUGGAUGUGGAGAGUACGACGCCCCAGGUGAACCGAGACUCCGUCAUUUUCGUCACCCAGGUCUUGGCCAGCAUGCAAUGGUGCCCUGGUUUCCUUGACUUCACCCAGGCCUUCCACUCCGGGGACCAGAUCAACCGGGAAUUGUACUGCCGUCAACCGGCAGAAGGCAUCCCCGGAAUGCACCGGGACCAGAUCGCAGAGGAAUACAAGCUCGGCAAGAACCAGAAGGGCAAAGGCCGUUUUACCGGCAAGGACAUUGCCCUACAACCUGACGGCUCCAUCCUCAUCGACCAGGAGUUCUACGUGAAGGAGAAGGCCGAGAAGAUCAAGAUCCCUCGAAAGAGGAAGUCGCAAAGGUUUUCCCGAUGCACAGCCGAACAAUUGAGGAGCCAGCUAGGAGUUCUCUCCUGGCUGGCAAAAGAGACAAGGUGUGAUUUGGCAGGCCGGGUUUGUCUGCUUCAGCAAUGUUUUCCGGAGCCCAAGGUGGCCGACCUGAUCGAAUGCAACAAGAUCAUCGAGGAGGCUAUCCAGCACAGCAAGCUCGGCAUCCGAGUGAUGCCGAUAGACUGGAGAAACCUAAGGGUUUCCGUGGUCACUGAUGCGGCCUGGGGCAACUCGCGUGACCAACUGUGGAUCGAGAACUCGGAAGAGGACUUCUGGGAAGAGACCCCCACAGAAUGGGUUCGCCAUCACAAGACGCCACGAAGGAAAACCGUGGACACCUUGGCCGCGGAGGGCCAGGCACUCCAGUCAGGAAUCGGAUCGAUUCACUGGCAUAGACUUCUGUUUCUGGAAGCCUUUUACGGCAUGCUGUCAAACGAUCGCUGGCGAGAAGAAUCCCGACGGAUUCCAUUCCUGGCGGCGGUCGACUCAAAGAGCCUCUACGACGCGGCCAACAAGUGUACGAGCACUACAGCUUACAUAAGUGACAAGCGGACGGCGAUUGACCUCGCCGUCAUCAAGGCGGACCUACUGGAGACCAGCGGAACGAUCCGCUGGAUAGACACCCGCGCUAUGAUCGCGGAUCCCUUGACAAAGGCUCAUCCAGCAGCUUACCUCCGCUACGUCAUGUCAGUGGGCAGAUGGUCGAUCGUUGAAGAGGGAACAGCCUUGCAAAGAAAGGAGAAUUGA